Messenger RNA from Neurospora tetraspora, 2885 nucleotides. RefSeq lists its product as uncharacterized. The transcript is spliced from 2 exons. The record is from RefSeq and is a predicted model, not a curated record. Lineage: Eukaryota; Fungi; Ascomycota; Sordariomycetes; Sordariales; Sordariaceae. The coding region runs from base 268 to 2538 and encodes 756 amino acids.
UGCACCUCCGACUAGCGUGAUCAACAUCUUUCAGUACUUGAUAACGUCCUUCCCGUGUUGAAGACUUCGUGGCUGCCGGGCCUCAUUGUUGUUCUCCAAAUUUUGCUGUGUAAAAACUCGUUCACUCUGUUGGUGGCUUAUCAGAUCCUGCCGCUUCAAAGUCUUUCAUUGUUGACAGUUGGACCGAGUGAACAACCUGACGAACCUUUGAUCCCCAACGAACCUUGACUUCCGCUAUCUGUUCACCCAACAGUCGUCGAGUUCACCAUGGCGACCUUGGAUGGUGAAGGGCUACAUAAGCCCCAAGACAUCAUGAUGUCUCCGUGGGCUGUUCAACGAUACGACGAGCCCGGAGGCCACAACCUUCCCACGACUUUCGAUAUCGACUAUCAGAACUUGUCCCUAUUACUCCAAGAAGCAGCCAUAUUAUACCCACAGUGCGCAAAACCGAAGCUCUACCCUACCACUCAGCCCUACAUUCCAGUCCCCGUUACCACGCCCGUGGUCCCGGUAUCGUUGCGAUCUGGAUCUGUCACAGUGGGAGUGGUGACGAAGGACCCCUAUUCGGAAGGAAACCGAUCGGGCCAGGGCCCCAACCACACCACCGAUUACCGAGAAUACGACACAUCAUCGGCUGUACCCCUGAGGCAAGGAAGACACAAUAACAAACUUCCGCUUUCGGAUGCCUGUUGUGGGACGGCCGUCAACAUGGGUAGUAGCCGUCAGGAACCUUCAACCGAGUCUUUGUGGACCGGGAUCAAACCCGCUGUGCUCCUCAACGGGACAUGGACCAAACCACGUCAUGUCAACAAGGAUGGCCAUAUCUUCAGGAAAUUGGAGUUUGAAGUGCCAUUAGACCAUCAUCAUCAUCACAGCUCGCAGAAAGAUGCCCUGAAACUGCAUGCAGAACUUGUAGACAGCUUUCCCGACCCCAAGCCCACCACUCCAGAUGUUCUCAGUAGUCCAAUAUCCCCCCAAAAGCCCAUCAUCCUCUACCUCUGCGGCGGUCCCGGAGACGGAAAUCCCUCCGACAGGGUCCCCGAGCUGAACAAGUUCUGUAUAGACAGAGGCUACCAAGUCCUCUACGUCCACUACCGAGGAACCGGCCUCAGCCCCUUAUUCUCCGACUCAGCAGCCAAGAACAAGGUCAUGCGAAUGUCGGAUCAAGACAAAGCCAACUACCUCGCCAAGUUCCGACAGGACAACAUCGUUCGCGAUCUCGAAGCUAUCCGACUGUGUCUCGAAAAAGAACUUCCUACCAAAAUCAAGUGGACACUCCUAGGCCAGUCUUUCGGCGGAUGGGUCGCCACCACCUACCUCUCCUUCCUACCGCAAUCCCUAGAAGCCGUAUACAUCAGCGCCGGAAUGCCACCACUAGGCAAGACGCCACGGGAGGUAUACGAGAAGACCUAUUCCCACAUCGUCAAGCGGAACGAGGACUACUUCAAUGAGUACUUCCCGGAAGAUCAAGAGCAUGUUAGGACUAUCGUCGAGCAUUUGCGAGGUAAAGCGCCGAUGCAGAAGGGGGUCGACGGACAGCCGUUCAGAGGGUACGAACUUUAUGGAGAGAAUGGAGAGCGGAAAGGGUGUUAUCUGACUUACCAGACUUUCAUGACGCUGGGGAGGACGUUCGGGUCUGCGCCUGUUGUUCGCAGGGACCGGGAUAUGGACGAAGAAGAAUACGAACGGCCAUCCCUCGCCAGUUCCAUCGGUGCUCUCACCAUUAACCCCAGCAAGAGCUCUUUGGCAUCCAGCACCACCCAUAUUUCAGGCACACCACCACUUAGCGCCUCGUACCGAUCUUCCUCCACCAGCUUCACAUCCCUCUCAUCCCUUCCAGAUACCUCCCUAACACCAGAAAUCCCACUCCCCUACCAAAAACUCCACAACCUAAUAACACGCCUCAUCUCCGACCUCAACUCAUCCAAGGGAAUCUCCAGCGCAACACUAACCAUCUACACCCACCUCGAAUCCUUCGCCCUCCACCGCCGCCCUCUCUACGCCCUCCUGCACGAAGCCAUCUACUGCUCCUCCACUUGCCCUCUCACCCGCCAAGCAUCGAACUGGGCCGCAACCGAAGUCGCGCUUUUCCAUCCAUCGGGUGGGUUUUCGUGGCUUAACACUUCCUCUUCCCCUUCCUCAUCUUCUACCACUAUCCCAUCAAAGAGGAAGGGGGAUAAGGAGAAGAUGUACUUCACAGGCGAAACCCUCCACCCCUCCCCCACUCUCUCCUCUCUCGGCGGUUCGGCUAUCGUGCCCUUUCUGGGUGCAGCCGAUAUUUUGGCGCGGAAGGGGGAUUGGCCUGCUUUGUAUGACCUUUCUUCCUUGAACAAGAACAGGGAAAGGGGGGUAAAGGUGAGGGCGGUGGCGUACCAAGAGGAUAUGUACGUCGAUUUGGAGCUGUCGAAGCAAGCGGCGGGGAUGAUUGGGGGGUGUGAGUUGGUUGUUUGUCCUUUUAGGGAGUGGGGGCAUGGGAGUAUUAAGGAAACGGACAAAACGGGGAGGGUGUUGGGGUGGUUGUUUGAUGGGUUUAAUUAAGGGGGUAUGAGGGCGUUUGAGGUAGGGAGGAUGAGUGACUGGAGGAGAGCGGAGGAUGUUGAGAAGAGAGAGAGAGAGGUGAUAGCCGGGUGGAAGGUGGAAAUGCCACGUUACGGGUACUGCGUAGAUGGGAAGGCGGCGACGGCGUUUGGAGGGUUUUUGGGGCAUUGAACGGUGAAUUUCUGGGUUGAUUGUGGAGUGUUCGCAUAUGGUAUUCUGGUGUUGAAUCUCCUUUUGGGACUGUCUUUCUCGUGCUGGAUUAGAGGAAGAGUGCUUCGUUCAGGGCUCAAGUUGUUUUUCCCCAUCUUGGCAGGUAGAUCAUAAUUGGAAGGCGAGUAAGAUGCGAU